UGAGAACUAGGCCUUCAAGCCAAAUCAUUAUUAUUUUAUGCAAAAUAAGCGUUUUUGGGCGUGGCACCCGAAAAAAAUGUCUGCCUCCGGCGGAGCCUGCGGCGACCUUUCUCACUUCUUUUUUAUUUGCGGACGAUUUGCCCCAAAAUCUGAAAUUUGGCCCCUUAUAAAUUCAUUGUCUGGCACGAAAUUUUCAGAGCCUGUGGCAACACUGCUCCUAGAGACAGAUAACUGACAGCACAGUUAGCCCCCCCCGCAUUGAAUUCCCCUUAUGUGAAAAUGCCCAAAUUGUUCGCUGGCAAUGUCUAGCAGUAGCAGCGACUCUGAGGAAUUUUACGAUGCCGAGGAUAUUACACCCAACCAUGGUCAAAGAAACAAGCAGAGAAAAACAUCAGCCGAAAGCCUAACAAAAAGAUCCAGUUCAGUACCAAAUUUCCUAGCACCCAAAGACAGCAAUGCUAAUACCCAACUAGAAAACCUCAAAAAUUUCGAUGACAAAAACGACAAUGUUUUCCUUGAGCCACCACCGAAAUCUUUGCAAGCCUCUAGCAGCAGAAAAAGAUUUCAAGAGUUACGUGAAAAGCUGCAAAAUGACGACGAAGAAGGCUGCGGAAACGUCACGCCGCCUCACAGUCAAACCUCUUCAGUUGAAGGUGUCUUUGCUGCCGCCAGCAAAGCCUCACAUCCUUUUCGAGUCAUUGAACAAGACACCAUUAGUUUGCAAAGCGUUAAUUCUUUAGGCCGAUUAAUGAGGAUAAUUAAUAAUAAUGCUGAAACAUCAAGAAAAGCCAUGUCAGUGUCUGCUUUAUCAUCAAGCUCCUUGGAUUCAGAAUCGACUCAGAGCUCGAAAAAAUAUCCAAGCACUUUUGCUUUAUCAUCUACAGGUACCGCUCCACUUACUACUGAUUCAGAAAAGUCCACUUGCACUACACUGCAAGAACCUGAUGUUGUAGCCAGCGCCAAGGCUUCCACUAGCUCUCAGCAACAAAAAAAUUCUGUACCAGUGGCACCUCCAAGGCGCAAAAAGAAACUUAAAGAUACUUCUGUUGUAGCAAAAUCAGCUUCUAGUGCUAAUUUUCCAAUAGCCACCGAUUUGGCUAGUCCUGUUAGCACUAUAGAGUCCUUAACUCGCGAAAUCGAAAGGCUACCUUCAAUGUCCUCAGUGAAAUCGCACAAGUCCGAAAGGUUGUUGCAUUCAGAUGAGUCUAAAAGUUCCACUUUGAGAAGCGGACAUUCUUUGGAUAUUACACAGGUUACUAAAGGCCAGUUUGUGGUGAAACCUAUGGACACAGAAAGCAUUAAAGCUCAAGGUACUGGAUAUUGUAUAAAACCUUUGAAAAAGGCCUUGGUGGAACAUACAAUGUCAGGGCCAGAUAGGUUGACUUCAGAAGAUUGUCCUGGCAAUAAAAGCAAAACUUCAAAUAGAAGCAGCUUAGGACACUAUAGUUUAGGGCCUCAUAGAGGUACUCAUCAAAUUUCAAGCCGUCACAAUUCGAAAGACAGAAGAAAAUCUGCAGGAGACGAAAAUUUACUUUGCACCAACAUGAAAGUUAGAACUCACACUGAAUCAGGCAAGCAACUUUCGGAUUUGGAAAUUUUAGAACAAGUUACAGUAUUGAAUUUGGAUACAGGUGAAAGAAUUCCACUGAGUGUGGCCGAAGACAAACUACCACAGUGCAUCAACCCUCUUUCUUUGCAUAUAAUGCGUUUAACCUCAGAAUAUGUCAGUUCUUCCAGUAUGGAAAAAGAAAAAGAAAGUGACGAAGAAAGCAUUGAAGCCCUAAAAAAAUCAGACAUUCCUAUUGUCGAUGACAAUGAAGCCGGAGGCAUGAGAAAAAGAACAGCCAAAUUAAAAAGGCUUAUAGGCACCAACGUCAAAAAAGCCAUGCACAAAGCUAAAAGCAUCGCCCAAGAAGUGUCGCAUGCCAGACACAAAGAAGACGUCAUUGAUAUUGUUGACAAUGUCCAUCCGGGAGAGCAAUUGUGCAAAUUAAAGGCUUCCAACUCCCACAAGGGCCCGUUUGAAUUUGAAAAAAUCGAACACAUUCAAGAACUAAAAGAUGGCCAACAUGAAGGUUCUAUUUGGUGCAUGAAGUUUUCUAGUUGCGGACGUUUAUUAGCUACUGCUGGCCAGGAUAAGAUUUUAAGAAUUUGGGUUAUCAAGGAUGCUUAUCCUUUCUUCCAGGAUAUGAGAACUAAAUAUAAUGCAGAAAAAGUGUCACCAACUCCAUCACAAGAAUCUUUAGCCUCUCAUCAUUCAACAGAUUACUCUAACUUAGCAGCCCUAGAAGCGAUGAGUCCUGAAGAAGCCAGUAGGAUUACUUUUAUGCCUAAACCUUUUUGCACCUAUUCAGGACACACAUCUGAUCUUUUGGAUGUGUCUUGGUCAAAGAAUUAUUUCAUUCUGUCUUCUAGCAUGGAUAAAACCGUAAGGUUGUGGCAUAUUUCAAGAAAAGAAUGCCUGUGCUGUUUUCAGCAUAUUGAUUUUGUUACCGCCAUUGUUUUUCAUCCCAGAGACGAUAGGUAUUUUUUAAGUGGCUCUUUGGAUGGUAAACUAAGGCUUUGGAAUAUACCUGAUAAGAAAGUAGCAGUUUGGAAUGAAGUGGAAGGUAAUCCUAAAUUAAUAACUGCUGCAAAUUUUUGUCAGAACGGUAAAUUCGCUGUUGUUGGUACUUAUGAUGGCAGAUGCAUUUUUUAUAGCACUGACCAAUUGAAAUACCACACGCAAAUUCACGUGAGAUCAUCUAGAGGGCGCAACGCAGUUGGUAGAAAAGUGAGCGGAAUCGAACCAAUGCCUGGCGAAGACAAAAUUUUAGUUACCUCCAAUGACAGCCGGAUUCGUUUGUAUGAUUUGAGAGACUUGAAUGUUUCUUGUAAAUAUAAAGGAAAAGGUUAUGUAAAUAUGAGCAGCCAGAUCAAAGGAAGUUUCAGUCACGACGGCAAAUACAUAGUUAGUGGUUCAGAAAAUCGAGACAUCUACAUUUGGAAAACCAACCAUGAUUACGCUAAAUUUUCCUCGGUGAGACGUGACAGAAACGAUUUCUGGGAAGCGAUCAAAGCUCACAACGCUGUAGUGACUUGCGCAGUGUUUGCGCCGAAUCCCGAAGCCAUUAUCAAAAUGUUAGAAGAGAAUCAAAAGUACCAAAGUGAUAGUAGAGAAGAUUUCAAUAAAGUCGAAGAUCCCAUGGUGGAACAGCACACCAAAGGGUGUGGAGGUUACGUUCUGGUAUCUGCCGAUUUUAAUGGUUGUAUUAAAAUAUUUGUUAAUAAAACUAAACCAAAGCACAGUUCUUUGCCUGUAUCAGCCCUGGCUUAGACAUUUGUUUUUUUAAUAGACCAAUAGACCAUCACUUCAAUUUAAGACUAAUUAUUUUUGUAUAAAUGAUUUGUAGUGUACUAAAACUGGUGAUGUAGAGAACAAUUUAUUGAAGGAUAUUGUUUUUAUGAAAGCAGCAUUGAUGUGCUGUAUUAUUUUUUUAAAUUGUAUAUUUAUUUCAAUUGUGGUAUUUUAAAGAUAUUAUAUUAUUGAAGAUGUUGAUAUUGAAUAAAUGAGCUAUUGAAUUUGAAGCCGUUUUCUGUUUUCCCAGUUCUAUUCAAAUUAGUUUGUGAUUGGGAACAGGCAUAAAAAAAAAUGUUCAGUUUUUACUUAUAAUAUAAUAAUAUUCCCAAUUCAAAUCAAUGUUUAUCCUAUUAUAAAAUAAAUUUCUGAAUACAAAAUAGAAAAGAAAAAUUGCUCUUGGGAUAAAUAAAUAACAACCCUAUAAAAUUAUACUUAAGCUUUAAACAUAUCGACUACAUUACUUUUCCUUUUCUGGACUUUUAGACCAAGACUUUCCUUUCUCUUUCUCGCCGUCCUUUGGCAAGGACCAAGACUUACUGCGACUUCUAGCUUGUGCUUUUUGCUCUAACAGCUGCUUAGGAGUUAUAAACUUAGAAGAAUCCACGGAUUUUUCCCUAGACUUGGAUUUACUCUUAGAUUUGCUACGAGAUCGACGAUCCUUUGUCCUGCUUCUACUCCUUGAAUGCCUAUCUCGGGUCCUACUUCUAGACCUUCUUGACCUAAAAACCAAAAAAUAUAAAACAUACCAAACCCUUGUUAUUACUUACCUUGACCUCCUUCUAUGACUUCUAGAUCUACUCCUACUAUCCCUGUCAUAUCUCCUAUUGGAACGUCUCCUGGAUCUCGACCUACUCCUGGAUCUUCUAGAAUAACUCCUGCUUCUAGAUCUACUAUAGGAACGGUGCUUGUGCGAACUUCGUGGAGAAUAAGACCUGCGCCUAUCAUCGUGCUGAUGAUGAUGUUUUACAUUGUUAUUAUAAUACUUGGUCGAGUAUUCUUCAAAAACCUCUGGUGGAUAUUGGUUUCUCAUUGGUCCACCUCUACCACGUGGUACAAAAGCACCUCUACCUCUACCAC
Messenger RNA from Ceutorhynchus assimilis (cabbage seed weevil), 4417 nucleotides. Lineage: Eukaryota; Metazoa; Arthropoda; Insecta; Coleoptera; Curculionidae. The record is from the annotation of a GenBank genome assembly.